AUGGUAAAGUUUGGCCAGACCCUUGAGUUCUACAACUCGAACAGCUGGCCGAAGUUUCAGGGUGCUUGGAUCCAAUACGAGGACCUCAAGAGGGCCAUCUCGGUUUACACUGGGCAGGACAAAGACAAUGCGACUGUUGAGUCAGUCACGCACUGGUCAUCUUCAUUCCUUCGACUAGGCCCCAAUCCAGAGCUGCCUCCGGAGGCUCGCCUGAAUGACAUCCUGACCGCGGAGUUGUCGCGCAUUGGCAAGUUUGUCCAAACCGAAGAGGCGCGCAUUCAUGGAAACCUGGAUGCCUUGAAGCAGGAUGUUCUGGCCAGCAAGCCGCUGGCGGAAUUGUGCCGAAGGCUAGAGGAGGUGGGCACGGACAUUAGCGACUUGAAGUUUUUCGUGCAACAGAACUUCACUGGCUUCAGAAAAGCAUUGAAGAAGUACGAGAAGUCGAGCAAGAAAUUCAUCAUGCAGUGGUUCAUGACUCAGGUGGCGAAAGCCCCUCUAAUGGCGACGGACUUUGACAACAUGCUGGGAAAGUUUGGCGACAUUGCCCAGAUUCUACGAAGGAAGGGUGCAGCGCCGUACAGUGAUGUCAAACACAGUCUCUCUGGUGCAGAUGACAAGACCAGAUCACUUGAGAGCACCUACCUGCUGGAAGCGAAGUCUGCUAUGAAGUUCCGAGUAAAGCUGUCAGCCUUCAUGGUGGCAAAGAAUGUUGCUCAGGAUGUGCCUGCCCUUAGCGCUGGCGCGAAAGCGCCGAGACCCAAGACGACCUCGGUUUUUCUCGACACGCCGGACUUCAAGGUCUACAAUGAUGUGCUCCAGUCCAACCAGAGCAUGUCGCCAAGUGCUGCGAUGCACAUUCGAAGAAGCGAUCCAAAUCAAGUCGCGUGCGUCGUGUAUCAGGCGACAGGAGACAAGAAGAGAACCGAAGUACUCAUCAGGAGUGAUGAGGUGGCACGGUUGCUGAAGGGACAGGUCCCAAGCACCGUCUUGGAUGCGCGGGCUAUUGGAGUGCGUGGUGUGAUUGGUAGUGACCCUCCAGCUGACAAGCUGUUGGGAACUUCCAAAAUGCAGGAGGUAACAAGAACAUUUGGGAAUACAUUGGCUCCGAUGGCAGUGGCGAGCUACAGCCGCUCAAUCUUGCAGGAUGAUUGUGGCAUUGUUGUCAUCUUUGAUGAGGAUGUGCGUUUCGGUAAAAUCAAGGAAUGGGACUCAGGCAGCCCGACUUCUGUGGACUUUUUUCCAUACGUGGUCAUCACCGUGAAAUUCCCUCCCGGUCUGAAGGAGUCUUCCUGGCCAAGGUGGCUUGGCCUUCUUGAAAACGGCAGUGUUGUGCAGGCGAACGGCUUUUCGAAAGGAGCCCAUGCCAUAGCCCGCUUCCAUGCAUUGGGGCUGAAGCUGCAAAUGCCGCAUUGGUAUGGAAAUGUUUAUUCCGAUCUGCAGGACAAUGAGGAGAACGAGGCUCACAUGCCGCAGGAACCUUCCGAAGGAAGUGUCAAAAGUGGCAGUGGCAGGGAUGACGAUGCACCGCACAGAUGGACUGAGAGCAGUGCACGACUGCUUCACGAGUUCGGGACGACGCCUCAGCAGGAGCAGGAGAUGGCUCUGACCCGGAUCGCUCUAGCCAAGAGAGGCGGGUCGCCGGAGGAUGCCAAGAAGGUGCCAGCCGAUGAUGCUGGUAAGCUCAGUGCGCCACUGCUCUCUGGGAGUGCGCCGGCACCAAAGGUGGCAGAGCAAGGCUUCAUGCAGCGAAUGCUGGGAGUUGAUGUCCAGACAAGUAACGACAAGCCCACAAGAAGGGCAAUUGUUGCGGUGCAGCCGAAGACUUUGUAUUCAAACGAGCGCACGUUCCUGGAGUGGAUUCAUUUUGCCACCAUCAUAGCAGCUGCUGGAGUUUUGAUGCUCCACAUCUCGGAAGAGGCAGCUCACGCAACAGUUGGACGGCUGCUUGUGUUGGCUGCCGUUUUUCUCAUUGCCUGGUCAGUGCAUGUUUUCAACUGGCGCGCAGAUGGCCUGGACGAUAAAGUCGACAUGCGCUACGAGGACAAUAUCGGACCUGUUGUGCUGGUGGUCAGUAUCAUGGGUGCCUUGGUCUUCUCCAUUGCUCAUGCAGUUGAAAACUUCUGA
Molecule: messenger RNA, 2124 nt
Organism: Symbiodinium sp. CCMP2456
Lineage: Eukaryota; Dinophyceae; Suessiales; Symbiodiniaceae
Source: the annotation of a GenBank genome assembly